CCAACAGCGCCACGUCCACCAUGAAGACGCGCAUGGCGAUUGACGACAUCAGCGCCAUGGUCGGCUCCAUCCAAAAGAACGUCGUCAACAUGCGUGUAACCAACAUCUACGACGCUGAGGUGAACAAGACGUAUAUUCUCAAGUUAGCGUCCCCAGGUCUGCCCAAGGUGUUCCUUCUGCUGCAGUCCGGCAUUCGCUUCCACACGACAGCGUACGCUCGUGAAACUGCAAGCGCGCUACCACUGCAAUUCACGAUGAAACUGCGCAAGCAUCUUCGAGGCAAGCGCCUCGCAAGCGUUGUACAAUGCGCAUCGGACCGCGUGAUAGACUUUUGUUUUGGCGACGGCGACCAACGCCACCAUUUGAUCCUGGAACUGUACGCGGCAGGCAACAUCAUCUUGACGGACCACGCGUACACAAUUCUAUCCCUACUUCGCACACACGCGUACGAUGACCAAGUGAAAGUCGCCGUGAAGCAACAGUAUCCCAUCGACAACGCCAUGGUGGUCGGAAACGUUGCCGGAGGCGAAAAUCUCUUUUCCAACGGUGGCGACUUGAUUUUGUUCAUUCAGCAAUAUAUGCAAGACCUCGCGUCUAAGGAGAAGAGCAAGAAGCAAUACUCCCUGAAGCAGAUCCUCAUGAGCAAGGAGAGCGGGUACGGUAACUUUGGACCGACCAUCGUUGAGCACUGCAUGGUGGAAGCGGGGAUCGCGCCAUCCCUCAAGAUCAAAACCGUCACUUCACAUGUCCAUGUUCCUCUCACUGAAGCGGACGCACAAGGCCUCGUGGACAGCCUCAAGUCGGCGCCGUCACUGCUCGAGGAGCUCAGCACGAACCAGGUUAUUAUUCACGGCGAUCAAAGCGACGACACCGACACAUCUCGCCACGGCUUCAUCGUCCUAAAUGAAAACGGUCACUUUGACGAGUUCACGCCAUACUUGUACGCGCAGCACCGAGGAAAGCCCGUGCAGGAGUUUCAUACAUUCGACCAGGCCGUGGACGAGUACUUUUCCAAAAUCGAAGCCCAAGCCGCCGAAGCGGAGAAGAAGCAGGCGGCGCAGGUCGCUGAGACCAAGCUGGACAAGCUCAAGAAGCACCAGCAGGAGCAGAUGGAAGCGUUCCGAAAGACCCAGGAAGUGGCUGUCGCCCAAGCCAUGCUGGUCGAGCAAAACCAACAAGAUAUUGAGAACGUGCUCCUCGUCAUCCGCAGCGCGCUGGCCAGUGGCAUGGAUUGGAGCGACCUGGAGGACCUGAUCAAGCAAGAGCAGCAUAAUGGAAACCCUGUUGCAACGCUGAUUCACAAACUUGACCUGGCCCAGAAUCGAGUGUCCGUGCUCUUGUGCGACCAAGAAGCCGAGGAUGAAGCGGUCGCGCACCUCGUUUCCAUCGAUCUGUCGUUGUCGGCGCUCGCGAACGCGCGGGAGUUGUACUCGAAGAAGAAGACGGCAGUGAAGAAAGCGCAGAAAGCCAUCGAAGCCACAGACAAGGCCAUCGAGCAAGCUGCCAAGAAGCACGACAAAAAACAAGCGCAGCAGCAACUCCAGCGAAAGACCAUGUACCAGCGGCGCAAGACGAUGUGGUUUGAAAAGUUUCACUGGUUCAUUACCCGGGAAAAGUACCUCGUCCUGGCCGGCAAGGAUGCGCAGCAGAACGAAACUCUCGUCAAGCGGUACCUUCGCAAGGGCGACAUAUUCGUCCAUGCUGACUUGCACGGAGCAGCGACGUGCAUCGUGCGGAACCGCAUCUCCGACGGAAGUGAAUCGAUCCCCGUGUCUGCGCUGGAACAGGCGGGUUGCAUGAGCGUGUGCCGCAGCAAGGCGUGGGCUAACCAAGUCGUGGCCGGCGCGUACUGGGUUCACGCCGACCAAGUGUCCAAGUCUGCCCCCACUGGCGAGUUCUUGACGACAGGUAGUUUUAUGAUUCGCGGCAAGAAGAACUACAUCCCCGCAGCGCGGUUGGAGAUGGGACUCGCGAUUGUGUUCCGCAUCGACGAGAGCUCGGUGCGCAACCACAUUGGCGAUCAAGGGGGAAAUGACGAUGACGACGAGCGAGACGGGGACUCGGGGCAUGCAGCAUCCCGUAGGCAGGCGGAGGAACCGGACGACGUUGAAGACUUCCAUGCCGAAGCUUCGCAAAUUCCUGAUCAAGUUGCUGAUGUGGACGCAGCGUUCGUCGAUGAAAUGGAAGCAGCCAAAGAGAUCCCUGCAGAGGUCGACGAAGGCGAGUCGGACAAAGCCAUGGACGUGCACGACGUUGUGUUGGAAGAGGAGGGAGAUGAGUCCAAGGAUGUAUCGGAGGAAUUCGUUGACAAACCAGUUGGCAAAAAGGUCCUCAGUGCCAAGGAACGCCGCGACUUGAAGAAGAAGAAGAAGAUGGCGAAUGCAUCGGACGACGUAGUCAGCUCUGAACCCUUCGACGUGCCAACGAAGGCAAAGGGACCAGCGGCGCCUGCACCGGUGCGAGGCAAGCAAGGCAAGCUCAAGAAGAUGAAGAAAAAGUACGCAGACCAAGACGAAGACGAACGCCUGCUGCGCAUGGCUGCCCUGGGGAACGUGAAGCCUUUGCAAGCUGCCAUCACAAAGACAACGAGCGAGGCUGUUGCAGCUGAAGAAAAUGCUGCCGACGACAUCGAGACCAAUGCAAACGAUGCCGCGUCCUCGGUUGGGGGGGUCGUUGACGAAGAGAAGGAACUGUUUUACAAGCUCCAGCGAGAACGCAAGGCGCAACUGCUUGAACAGGAGGAAGAAGAAGCGCAGAAUGCAACGUUUUUGGAAUCGUUCACGGGGAAUCCGCUGCCGAAUGACAUUUUGCUGUUUGCAAUGCCCAUGUGUGCGCCGUACUCGACGCUUGAGCUGUACACGUACAAAGUGAAGCUUACACCUGGCACACAAAAGAAAGGCAAGGCCGUGCAGUUUGCAGUCGACCACUUCUUAAAACUCAAGCCGAAACCUGCGGCGUUGCUCGCGUCGACCGUCACCAACGCCACCUCCACCACCAACGAAGGCGAAGUUGCCCACAACUCCCCCGACGGGGACCCCGUCGAGGCCCAAAAGGAACUGAUCAAGUGCGUGCCGGAGAGCGACUUGAUCGGGUGCAUUGUCGGGCCGGUCAAAGUGUCUGCGCCAGGGCUCAACUCGGCAGCGAUGAAAAAGUCCGCCAGCCAAAAGCCCAAGAAGGCGCACAAGAAUACAUCGACCAAGUGAUGGAUCAUCUGCAGAUAUAUAUAUAAAGACGACAACGUGUUUGGGAAAUGAAAUGCAUUCAGUCCAAGCUCGGUGGAGUUUUUCCAUUCCAGUCAAUUUGAAUGCCAGGCCACUUGGUUUUCA
This is a messenger RNA of Aphanomyces invadans, 3326 nucleotides long. RefSeq lists its product as hypothetical. Gene Ontology annotation, cellular component: RQC complex. Gene Ontology annotation, biological process: rescue of stalled cytosolic ribosome; ribosome-associated ubiquitin-dependent protein catabolic process. Gene Ontology annotation, molecular function: ribosomal large subunit binding; tRNA binding. The record is from RefSeq and is a predicted model, not a curated record. Bases 21 to 3203 code for a protein of 1060 amino acids. NCBI's taxonomy places the organism in Eukaryota, Oomycota, Saprolegniomycetes, Saprolegniales, Verrucalvaceae. The transcript has 4 exons.